Microcebus murinus (gray mouse lemur) is the source of this 3601-nucleotide messenger RNA. RefSeq names its product SRY-box transcription factor 1 (gene SOX1). Lineage: Eukaryota; Metazoa; Chordata; Mammalia; Primates; Cheirogaleidae. Gene Ontology annotation, molecular function: DNA-binding transcription activator activity, RNA polymerase II-specific; RNA polymerase II cis-regulatory region sequence-specific DNA binding. Gene Ontology annotation, cellular component: nucleus. Gene Ontology annotation, biological process: negative regulation of transcription by RNA polymerase II; positive regulation of transcription by RNA polymerase II; brain development. The record is from RefSeq and is a predicted model, not a curated record.
UAGAAGUUGCAGCCCGGGAGUUGGAGGCCGCUGAGGACGGAGCACAGGAGGGAGGAGGUAGCGCGCGGCAGCGGUCGGCGCGGAGGAGACUGCAAACCCCAGACCCGGCCCAGUGCACCGCUCAGGCCCGGAAAGUGGAGCCGCAACUUGGCCACGACUGCACCUGUUUGCACCUUUCCGCCGAAGGCGACCGGGUUGCUGUGGCGGCGAAGACUGCGACCCCGACCGUUGGCCUCUUUGGCAAGUGGUUUGUGCACCAGGAGAAACUUUCCACCCACGAGCCUAACCAGCGUUGAGUGCGUGCGUUUUUGCCUCUUUUUUGUUGUUGUUGCCUCCACCCUCCCCCAUUCUUCUCUCUGCUCUAGGAACCCCUGCGUCUCGCUGCGUUUGAACUCCUCUCCAUCUCCCCCCGCCCCAGCCGUCUAUGCCCCAGGUCCUCUCCUCGCGGUGCUGGUGAACCCGCGAGCCGCCUCGAUGUACAGCAUGAUGAUGGAGACCGAUCUGCACUCGCCCGGGGGCGCUCAGGCCCCCACGAACCUCUCGGGCCCGGCUGGGGCGGGCGGCGGAGGAGGUGGGGGCGGCGGCGGGGGCGGCGGCGGCGGCGGAGCCAAGGCCAACCAAGACCGGGUCAAGCGGCCCAUGAACGCCUUCAUGGUGUGGUCCCGCGGUCAGCGGCGCAAGAUGGCCCAGGAGAACCCCAAAAUGCACAACUCUGAGAUCAGCAAGCGCCUGGGGGCCGAGUGGAAGGUCAUGUCCGAGGCCGAGAAGCGGCCGUUCAUCGACGAGGCCAAGCGUCUGCGCGCGCUGCACAUGAAGGAGCACCCGGAUUACAAGUACCGGCCCCGCCGCAAGACCAAGACGCUGCUCAAGAAGGACAAGUACUCGCUGGCCGGCGGGCUCCUGGCGGCCGGCGCGGGAGGCGGCGGUGCGGCCGUGGCCAUGGGCGUGGGCGUGGGCGCCGCGGCGGUGGGCCAGCGCCUGGAGAGCCCAGGCGGCGCGGCGGGAGGCGGCUACGCGCACGUCAACGGUUGGGCCAACGGCGCUUACCCCGGCUCGGUGGCGGCGGCGGCCGCGGCCGCGGCCAUGAUGCAGGAGGCGCAGCUGGCCUACGGGCAGCACCCGGGCGCGGGGGGCGCGCAUCCGCACGCGCACCCUGCGCACCCGCACCCGCACCACCCGCACGCGCACCCUCACAACCCGCAGCCCAUGCACCGCUAUGACAUGGGCGCUCUGCAGUACAGCCCCAUCUCCAACUCGCAGGGCUACAUGAGCGCCUCGCCCUCGGGCUACGGCGGCCUCCCCUACGGCGCCGCGGCCGCUGCCGCCGCUGCCGCGGGCGGCGCUCACCAGAACUCGGCCGUGGCGGCGGCGGCGGCGGCAGCGGCCGCGUCGUCGGGCGCCCUGGGCGCGCUCGGCUCGCUGGUCAAGUCGGAGCCGAGCGGGAGCCCGCCAGCCCCGGCUCACUCGCGGGCGCCGUGCCCCGGGGACCUGCGCGAGAUGAUCAGCAUGUACUUGCCCGCCGGCGAGGGUGGCGACCCGGCGGCGGCCGCUGCGGCCGCGGCGCAGAGCAGGCUUCACUCGCUGCCGCAGCACUACCAGGGCGCGGGCGCGGGCGUCAAUGGCACGGUGCCCCUGACGCACAUCUAGCGCUGCCUGGAUGCCGGGACACUUCGGCCCGCGGCCGGCGACUCGGUGACCACCGAGCUCACGGCCCGCACCCAGGCUUCCGCCAGACCCGGCCGGCCUUGCUUUUGUACAGACGUUUCCACGCUCUUGUGAAAUGAAAACGCUGGAGACGAACACCAGGUGACAUGCUCCCCACUCACCUUUCCAGGAGUUCCUGGGACCACUAGGCGCUGAAUCAAGGCUUGCGUUUGAGACUGAACUUGGGUGUUUUAUUGAGACUUUUUGUACAGUAUUUAUCAUCCACGGAGGAGGGGACAAAAAGACAAAAAAAAAAAAAAGCGAGGGGCGAUGCCAACUUUUGUAUCACAGCCAGCGCGCUUUCAUCCUGCAUUGCUUCCUGGCGGCGUGGAUUGCCCGAGGCCUGUGAUGGGGAGCUGGUCUCGUUUGUUAUAAAUGUAGUAAGGCAGAUCCAAACAUUUACAAGGUUUUUGUAGUUGCUACCGCUCUUCUGAGUUGGUUUGUUAAUUUAUACAAAGAGGUUAACACCCCCCCUUCAGGUGGCGGAGUUAUAUUCUGGGUUUUGUAAAACUUUAUGUAUCUCAGCAUUUUCAUUUUUUUGGUUUUGUAUUAUUUCAUGUAAAUGCAUUGUGAAAUUUUUAUUUUAGGCAUUGCGGUGCGGGGAGGAGGAAUCAGAUUAUGUACAUAGUUUCCUAAAAAGCCUUUCUUCUAAAAACGAAAAAAGAACCCCCCCAAAUUGUAUUGAAUUUUGAAUCAAUAAAUUUAAGAGAGAAAAAAGCCCGCUUUUCCCCAUAAAUUUGAAACGUGCUAAUUUUAUAUGCAUGUUUUAUAAGUUCAAAGUACAAUUAGUAAAUCCUGAGGAGGAGAAAUAAAUUAUCAGCAUGAACUAAAUGUAAGGGAACCCCAGGGGCUUGGGAGUAGGAUUUUCUUGGAGCUUUAUUCAGUGGAAAGGAAGAAAGUUAAAAUCCAUAAAUUAUUUUGUAGAGUUGAAGUGUUAAUAUGAACGAGGCAUAAUUACAAAAAUAUCUUCUUUUGGUCUGGCCCUGCAAGUGCCUGGGACGAGGGCAGGUUCUGCUUUUCCGUGCUGCCAGCUUUGCGCCCUCCUGGCCUGGCAGGGCGUCUGCAGGGCAGCUGGGCCCGGAGGAGAAAGGAGGAAGGAAAGACCCCCGCGGCGGCGGGACUAGGCCAAGGAUUGGGGACAAAGGCCAUGGCGGGGACACGGGACCCCCAAUUCCCCAAUUAAGAUUGGGAGCAGAAAUUAUUUGAAUGUGGUUCAAGGAAACACAAUCACUGAACCAAAAUGUACUGCAGCUGAACCCCUCCGUCCCCCUCUGCCUCUUUCUCCUUGGGAACUGGGCACAGUAAUUUUGCGGGAUUUUCACACACACACAAAAUCGAGCCCCUCUUUCUCUCACGGGAACUGGUAUGCAAGUUGCUAAAGGACGAGACCGCGAAAUGCCGGUUGUUAUUCCUAUGAGGUCUUGAGGCUGUUUGAUGCUUUAAAUUUUUUAAUUAUAUUUUUUCUAGGUGUUUAUUGGUACAUUGCAGUUUUUCUGAAAUUUAAAGUUUUCUGUAAAACUUUGUCUUCAAGUAAUCUGACAGCAUUAAAUAUUGCAUUUAAAAGUUAUACUUAGCAAAUACAUUUUGAAAUUAAUCACAAUAUUAAGAUGAAAUUAUAUUUUUGAAAAAAAAAAACACUUUAAAUCCAGAUUGAAAUAUGUUGAUUUCUGCAGCCUUAGGCUUCUCCCCUUAUUUCUCAACAUCUUUUCUGUCCUGGAAUGAAUGAGUAUGGACUAUCCAUCCAAAAGUGGGCCUAUGCCAUCAGUUUAAUGAGAACUGAAUUCAGUCUGCAUUCGAGAAUAGCUUUAAGUAUAAUGCUAAUCUGACAAUUGACAUGUGUAAUUUUUUUGAAUCAUUUUGAUAAUUUUGCUUAAACCACUCAUUCGUUAAAGUGAUU